AUGUUUUGUCAGAUUUGUGGCGUAGAGGCACCAGAUCGGUCUAACUUCUGCUGGAAAUGCGGGGCGUGUGUUAAAAACGAGAAAGACGGAGAAGAUAAAAAGAAAAUCGUAAGUUUCACGGAAUUCAGAAAGAGGAAAGAAGUGGAGCGAUCAUCUAGAUUCCAACCGAAAAAGAAGUUGAAGUCAGGAAGCAGUUCGACCUCCAAGACGAAGGGAAAAGAGGAUGCACAAGUGAGCAUCAACGUCAACGAUUACAUAAACAAUAAUUUAUUUGAAAUUGGCGAGAGUCUUGAAGCAGAAUCUUCUGACAACAACCAUUGCGGUGAAGACGACAGUGAUCGAAUAAUCGAAGAUGCCGUCACCAAAGAACAGCAUGCUGAUAGGUGCGUGGACAUCUGGAUUGGUGAGGUACAAGUAGAAGACAGUGAAAACGAAAGUGAAAUAGACACUGAUCUUCCUGACCCUGGACUUUAUGUGGAACUGUCAGAUACGUCUAGCUUGAAAAAUGUUGCCCAGCAGUUAGCAGAUAUACAUGUUAAGAAGGAACAACCCAGAAAAGUAAAUGUUCGCAGAAAACACUUGUGGAUUGAUUUCAAGGAAGCCAAAAAGAAAUGGAACCUUACUGCAAAUACACCUAUUCGAGUUGUUUUUCUGGGUGAACCAGCAGUAGAUGAUGGAGGUCCCAAAAGAGAAUUCUUUUCAGAACUGUUGGAAUAUAUUGAAGUAAAGUUGUUUGCAGAUGGAAAGCCAAUAAAUUCAAUAAUUGGGCUUCAAAAUGAAGAUUUUAAGCUGGCAGGAGAAGUCAUGGUGAUGUCAAUACUACAAGGUGGUCCUGCACCAGCAUUCUUACAUCGAGCUAUAUUUAAUGUCAUGACAAACCAGCAAUUAUCCAUUGAAGAUAUUCCAGAGUCAAUUUACAAAAGAGCAGCAAACCAGAUCAUGGAAGCAAAGUGUGAUGAAGAGCUACACAAUGUCUUGGUAUCAGACGAUGUACUCACAGUCUUAGGAAACAUUGGUUACACUGGUGUUCCCCAUCGAGAAACUCUCAAGUCUAUUACAGGCAUCCUUCAAUCCAUUUGUAUCAAAAGUCAAUUCAUUAGUACUAUGCCUGAACUGAUGCAACUUGAGCAAGGCUUGUCCAGUUGUGGUAUUUUGGAAAGUGUCAAGAAGUGUCCUGAGCUAUGGAAAUUUGCCUUUGUUCGUGGUAGUUCUAAUCUGAAGUCACCAGAUGAAUUCCUUGAUGAACUGGAAGUAAAAUACAGCCAGUCGCAACUGCAGAAAGAUAAGGAAAUUGAUGUCUUUAAGUACUUUUGCGAGUUCAUUCAGUCACUAGAGUUUGAUGAAGAAAUAUCUAUAGCGGGUUUACUAAAGUGGAUGUCAGGAACUAAGACCACUCCAGUUUUGGGAUUUUCAAAGAAGAAGACUUUAGUAUUUGUUCAUGGUUGUAAAGAAGGGUGCCGUUGCCGUCCAACCGUGUCAACUUGCGACCUGUUACUUAUGGUACCGGUUCACAUUACCAACGAAGAAGACAUGAAAAUUAUGAUGACCUCUGCGCUCAAAGAAUCGUGUGGCUUUGGUUUCAUAUAA
Molecule: messenger RNA, 1587 nt
Organism: Dendronephthya gigantea
Lineage: Eukaryota; Metazoa; Cnidaria; Anthozoa; Malacalcyonacea; Nephtheidae
Exons: 7
Coding region: 1-1587 (528 amino acids)
Molecular function (GO): ubiquitin-protein transferase activity
Source: RefSeq, a predicted model, not a curated record